ACUACUGUUUUUGCGAAAAAAAUCAAAGCGUUUCAAAAAAAAGUUUGAUGGGAAGAAAGAAAAAAAUUUAUUUUAAUUAGAAAAAGUAGAAAAUUGGACAAAAAUAAUUUACAAAAAGCACUAAUAUUAAAUAUAUUAGCGAGUGCUUUAAAUAACAAUUACAAAACAAGUGAAAAGGCGACAGCAAACAAAGAAAAAAACUCGCCAAAAGUAAUAAAGUGCAGAAAAAACGCUUAUAUUAAAAACUUUUUCCGCAAAACACUCUCUUUUACCUUGAGUGCCACUAUGUCUUCAACUUCAACGACUAGUGGUGGUCCAUCAGCAACUAAUACGACAGCCUCGUCAGCUGCAUCCACUGGUCUUGUGGCCGCCAAUUCACCAUCAGGCACUGCCAAUAAUAUGUCUGCUUCUACCAAUAAUGCCACCACAAAUUCAACACCUAAUGUUGGACGCGGUCGCAAUGGUAAUAAUGCCACGGUCGGUGGUCCCAAUAAUCCCGCCUCUUCGGGUUCGUCAACAAAUUCUUCCACGGGCCUGGGUACCGGCGGUGGUUCGUCAUCGGCUGCUGCCGCAGCGGCUACGACCAGCGAGGAGACACGUAAAGAUCCCAAACCAAAUCCAAAAAUCUCAAAAGCUUUGGGUACAUCAGCCAAACGUAUACAAAAAGAACUUGCCGAAAUUACUCUAGAUCCACCGCCCAACUGCAGUGCCGGACCCAAGGGUGAUAAUUUGUACGAAUGGGUGUCGACCAUUUUGGGACCACCCGGUUCGGUGUAUGAGGGUGGCGUCUUCUUUCUGGAUAUUCACUUUUCGCCAGAGUAUCCCUUCAAACCUCCUAAAGUUACGUUCCGUACUCGUAUCUAUCAUUGUAACAUCAAUAGUCAAGGUGUUAUUUGCUUAGAUAUACUCAAGGAUAAUUGGUCGCCAGCAUUGACCAUAUCAAAGGUGUUGCUGUCAAUUUGUUCCCUGCUGACUGAUUGUAAUCCUGCCGAUCCUUUGGUUGGUAGUAUUGCUACUCAAUAUUUACAAAAUCGUGAAGAGCAUGAUAGAAUCGCUAGACUAUGGACAAAAAGGUACGCAACAUGAUUUCCCCAAUCAUUAUUAUCAUCUAACGAACGUUGUAGUUGUAAGAAGAACCUCAAAUAUUAUAACAACAUAAACUUAACACUUACAUAUAAAUGGAUAGAAAUGAACUACAACCACAACAACAACAAUUUAUUAUAUAACAUUUAGAAUGAAAGAAGAAAACUGAGAAGAAAAAAAAAACGAAUUAUUGCAAAUAAAUUACGGCAAAACUAUAUAAUUAUUUAAUAAUAAUAAAAAUAAAAAAAUACAAACAAAAUAAAAUUAAAGAAAAACAAACAGAAAA
Messenger RNA from Calliphora vicina (urban bluebottle blowfly), 1369 nucleotides. RefSeq names its product ubiquitin conjugating enzyme 2 (gene Ubc2). The transcript has 4 exons. Bases 286 to 1086 code for a protein of 266 amino acids. Gene Ontology annotation, biological process: protein polyubiquitination. The record is from RefSeq and is a predicted model, not a curated record. NCBI's taxonomy places the organism in Eukaryota, Metazoa, Arthropoda, Insecta, Diptera, Calliphoridae. Gene Ontology annotation, molecular function: ubiquitin conjugating enzyme activity. Gene Ontology annotation, cellular component: nucleus.